AUGAAAGUUUUUGAAGAUCAGUCGCUUUUGGCAAACAAGAAGAAAUGUGUCUUUGAAAUGCCUCAGGUAGAAUACUUGGGCCACAUUAUCUCAGCGAAUGGCGUAGCUACGGAUACCACUAAGACAACAGCUAUGCUACAGUGGCCCUCACCUAGUUGUGUAAAGGAGUUGAGAGGUUUUCUGGGAUUAACAGGGUAUUACAGAAAAUUUGUGAGAGGAUAUGGAAUGAUAGCAAGGCCGCUAACAGAGUUGUUAAAGAAAGAUAAGUUUGUUUGGUCCGAGGAAGCUCAGUCAGCGUUUGAGAAGUUGAAAGAAGCAAUGUCAAGUGCUCCAGUUUUGGCAAUGCCGGAUUUUGAUAAGGUCUUUGUGCUUGAGACAGAUGCUUCAGGGUUUGGAGUGGGAGCAGUUUUAAUGCAAGAUAAGCGGCCGAUAGCGUUUUUCAGUCAUGGUUUCACAGCGAGAGAACAACUGAAACCGGCGUAUGAAAGGGAAUUGAUGGCGAUCAUGAUGGCAGUUAUGAAAUGGAAGCACUAUUUAGUGGGUCGUAAGUUUGAAGUACAUACAGAUCAGCGAAGUCUGAAAUAUCUGCUGAAACAGAAAGAGGUGAACUUGGAAUAUCAGAGAUGGCUGACAAAGUUAUUGGGAUUUGAUUUUGACAUCAUGUACAAACCAGGGUGUGAGAACAAGGCUGCCGAUGGGUUAUCACGCAUUCCUCCUACAUCUGCAAUGGUCAAUUCUACACUACUAUCACUGACAAUUCCAGAGGCUCUACAAUUGCAGGACCUGUAUAAGGAGAUUGACAAAGAUGAGACUAUUCAGGAGCUCAUUUCACAAGUUAAACAAGGAACAGCAGCAGAGGCUUACGAGGUGAUCAACGAGCGUCUGUGGUUUCGCCAACGGCUAGUGAUUCCGAAAGAUUCAGCUUUCAUUCCGAUGAUUAUAAGUCAGUGUCACGACAGUCAGAUUGGAGGCCAUUCGGGAGUCUUAAAAACAGUGCGGCGAAUUCAACUUGCGUUUCAGUGGCAAGGAAUAUACAAAAGGGUUCAAAAGUAUGUCGCUGAGUGUCUUGUGUGUCAACAGUUUAAAUACUCAACACUUUCACCCGCAGGAUUACUCCAACCGUUACCGAUUCCAGAUAAGGUUUGGGAAGACAUUUUCAUGGACUUUGUGGAAGGAUUAACAAUGUCAGGAGGCUACAAUGUGAUUUUGGUAGUAGUGGAUCGACUCAGUCACCCCAAAACGUGGUACAAAUUUCUUUCUUGGGCCGAGCUUUGGUACAACACAUUGUAUCACACUGCCCUGAAGACUUCACCGUUCAAAGUUUUGUAUGGGCGCGAUCCUCCGACUGUUCUGAAGUAUGAACCAGGGUCAACUAGUAACUUUGAGCUGGAAGAAAUGUUGAAAGAGAGGGACGACAUGCUGAUUCAAAUCAAAGCUCAGUUACAGAGAGCUCAAAGUUUGAUGAAGGAAUCUGCGAACAAGCAUCGUCGUCAUGUGGAGUUCGAGGUGGGAGAUAUGGUUUUCUUGAAGCUCAAGCCUUAUCGCCAGCAAACUGUGGUGAAACGACUGUGUCCUAAGCUUGCAGCGCGAUUCUUUGGCCCUUAUACGGUGUUGGAGAGAGUAGGGCAAGUGGCGUACAAGUUAGCCCUCCCUGAAGGGUCUAAGAUCCACCCUGUUUUUGAUGUCUCGCAAUUGAAGCGCGCACUUGGCAAUGAACAUGAGUUACAACCUUUACCUGUCGCUGUCACGGAUCUACGGACUGUGGACUUUGAACCAGAGGAGGUGCUUGCGAAACGUUUUGACGCAUCAGGCUGUGUAGAGUUGUUGAUCAAAUGGAAGGGUCAGCCGGAUCAUGAGAGCACCUGGGUUCGUUCUGCCACCUUGUUCGAGCUUUUUCCUAAUGAUAAGCUUGAGGACAAGCUGGUUUUUAAAGGGGAGGGUAUUGAUAAGAUACAUAACACGUACUAUCGCAAGAAGAGAAGCGAGACACGUGACCCGUUGACUGAGAGUGAAGAAGGAGUUAGUCAACCGAGUGGAUCUUCUCUUUGA
Molecule: messenger RNA, 2049 nt
Organism: Microthlaspi erraticum
Lineage: Eukaryota; Viridiplantae; Streptophyta; Magnoliopsida; Brassicales; Brassicaceae
Source: the annotation of a GenBank genome assembly